AUGACCAAGCGGACCCGGCACGCGCUUACCGCUAAGGAGAAGCUUCACUGGCUGGCCAUGCUGGAUUCUCAGUCAGAUCUCAGCAUCCGCGGCUUGGCGAGGCUCGCCAAGGUGCAGCCAAAGCAGAUCGACGAGUGGAAGAGGCUUAAGGAGCGCCUCGAAGUCUCUGCCGGAUGUCGCCGCCGGCUUCAUGGUGGCGGACGGAAGGCGAAGUGGCCCGCGAUGGAAAGGGCGGAGGCAGAGGAUGGUCCCCUCCCCAACCCGUUCUACGAAGACCUCGCAAACGCCCCUGAGCCCGCAGCCACCGAGGGGGAGGAGGAGGAAGAGGCUGAGCCUGGGCUUGAUGGGGAGGCGGAUGGGGUGGCUGCUGCAGCAGAGGGGCUUGAGGCGACAUCCUUGGAGGAGGAAGAUGAGGCAGACGAGGUGAUGGGAGAAGCUGACGAAUGGAGCGACGAUGGGGAGGAGUGGUGGGCCCCUGGCCGCUUUGAUGGGGAGGAAGUGGAGGAGUGGGUGGCAGGCCAGGAGUAG
This is a messenger RNA of Closterium sp. NIES-65, 528 nucleotides long. NCBI's taxonomy places the organism in Eukaryota, Viridiplantae, Streptophyta, Zygnematophyceae, Desmidiales, Closteriaceae. The record is from the annotation of a GenBank genome assembly.